Molecule: messenger RNA, 3852 nt
Organism: Symbiodinium pilosum
Lineage: Eukaryota; Dinophyceae; Suessiales; Symbiodiniaceae
Source: the annotation of a GenBank genome assembly
AUGCGAAAUUCACAAACGUGGGCCUACCAAGUUGCCUGUCUAUCCGCGCAGCCUGGGCUUCGCGACCGGCGCAGCAGACUCAUCUACUCGCAGUGGAAGGUCGUCCGGGUGGCCAAGACCGCAGUUUGGAUUGGCCUCUCUUUCCAGAGUCUUGCGGAAGCGAUGGAGGGUGUGACGUACCGAACCAACGUGGGCAAUCACAGCAUUCCGGAGGACUGCAACGUGUGGUUAGAGGGGCAAGUGGAGCACGUGUCCUUCUAUCUGGAAGUGACCAUGUCACAGGGCGUCGACAAACUGACCUCUGCUGCCUUUCACAGUUCCGGAGAUCUGCGUGUUGUGGCGCCACAAGGUGGCGCUGUCAAGUUCGAAGACAUUGCAGCUGCAGGCUUCGGAGCAGCACUUGCUGCAGCACGCAGCAUUUCGCUUGAAGGAGAGGGCACUAUGCUAUUUGAGAACUUGUGGAGCAUGCAAGGCUCAGCGGCAUGUUCACCCUCCUCAGACGUUACGAGCACUGUAUUUCAUCUGCACGUCCGAAACAGCGCAGCAGAAAUUUCAGGGGGCGCAUUUUAUGCAUUUGGCCGUGUCCAUGUUAGCAGCGAAGGCACCGUGGUCUUCGAGAACUGCAGCUCAGGUUAUCGUGGGGGCGCUAUGGCGUCCCAAGCAGAGAUGAAGCUGUCGGGAGCGGGAUGUUUUGGCUUCUAUAAUUGCAACUCCACUGGAGAUGUCUACGGUGGAGGAGCCGUUUCCGUCCUUGCAGCAGAUAUGGUGCUAGAGCUUGGAACCCAAGGGUCUGUCACUUUCAAGCAGUGCAUUGCGCCCAGUUUAAACGAUGGAGGGUCGGGCGGUGCCAUAUUCAGUGGGCGCAACAUUAACAUCAGCGGUGGCAGAGUCGAGUUCGAGAGCUGUCGUGCCGGAUGUGCAAAAGGCCACGCGCUGGCUGCAGCUAGCGGCAUUGCCCACAUUAGUCAAGGAACACUAGUAUCAUUGCCUGGUAUGGACAGCCUGGCCGAUUCAAUAGUUUAUGCACGCAUCGUUAUUCUGCCAGUGGAUAGCGGCAUUGGCCAGUGUGAGUUGUGUGAAAGCGGCACGGUCUCGCUUGCUCCCUCAACCUUCGAACUUACAGAUGAGGUUGCAGCUGAAGCUGGCGUGCCGCUUGUCCUCGUGAAGCGGACCGAUGAUGGUCGACUUUUGGCAGUGCCUUACUCUUCGUUCUCCGUGAAUAUCCCACUCACCAUUGUCAAGUCGUUGGAUGAUGUUACCGUGAAAAACAAGCGCGAGACAGUGAAGUUCAACAUUGAUGAUCAUGACGGCGCGAUCAGUCCUGCACAAGCACCUGGUUUGGUCAUUGGUAUCGGUCAUGAGGUGACUUACGCCUACCACCCCCACGACCCCUAUUCUGCGUGCUUGCCUUGCCACAAGGUGGCGCUACAAGCAGCCAACAAAGUGCGAUGCCUUGGAGCCACGGCGGCAGUCUCCCAGCCAGGCUACAUGCUCCUGCACAGGCCAGGAGAGAGGAGGCUCCAAGUGCAUGCGUGCCCAAACAGAGACGCGUGUCCCGGAAGCAACCUGAGUUUGACGGGAGAGGGCCGGACGUCGUCUCAUAGCAAACUCUGUGCAGAAGGGUACAGACGCAGCCCAGGCUGCGUGCUCUGUGAGCAUGGCUAUGGCCGCCCGCAGCUCGACCCCUUUGUUUGCCGGCCAUGCGGCAGCUUGUCCUUAACACAGCAGGCAGCCCUCGCCACGGUUUCCAGUGGCGUCUUCUACGCCAUCGCAUUGGCUUCAGCAAGGCCCAAGACCAACACGCAGCAAAUCUUCAAGGUUUUCCUUUCCUUCCUGACCAUUUCAUGCCGCGGUCUCUCUGCACUGCCUUUCACUCUACAUUUUGAGCAGCUAAAGCAAGACAUGUAUGCAACCGCGCGCUCCCUAUCUCGUGGCUUCCUCAUGCUCAAUUUCAUCAUUAGCGCGGAGCCAGGAGCUGGGAUUCACUCUCACGACUGCUGGGGGUUCACGGAUGGCCCCGUGAACCUGUUCUGCGAUUUCUCUCUGACCUGGGCAAUCCCUUUAGGGUUGCUAGCUUUGUCUUUCUGCUGUAUUGGAUGGCAGAGUUGGUUGAAGGUGCUGCUGGUUUGGAGCAAUGUCUUCAUCCCAGUCCUAGCUGGGGCAGCGGCCAAGCUGAUUCCCUGCUUCUCCACGCAGAAAGAUGGAGAUCGUGUACUCAUGUAUGAAGCUCCUUAUGGCACACCCUGCGCAUCCACAAUGGCCACCGUGGCAAAGCUUCCCCGCUUUUGGUUGGCACUGGGGACCGGGUUGGUGCUGCUUCUGCUUGGUCCGAUUUUGUGGCUGUCGCUUGUAAGGCAAGAUGGAGCAAGGGACAAGACGACGGAACGCAAGGAGACCGUGGCCUUCCUGACAGCGGGUUACAAGCCGAUGCUUUGUUGGUGGGAAAUUACGGUCCUCAGCAGGAAGACAGCAGUUUUCGUUGUGGCGACUUGGUUUCCCAUGUCUUGGGCACCCGAGAUUCACUUGAUCUAUUUGCUCAGCAUCGUGGCCGUUGCAGAGUUGCUUCAUGCUACGGUUCAACCCUAUGACAAUGCGUCUCUCAAUCGAUUGGAGGCGCGAAUGCUCGGAGUUUCCUCCUUAUGCUUGCUGUUGGUAGCCUCCUUGUUGGCGAGGUGGCCCUACAGACCUUAUGCCGUCUACCUUGCCACCCUCGUUCUGCUCCUUCUUCUGACGGCGGGUGCGUAUGUCUAUUUCCUCUGCCUCUACAUGUAUUUCACAUUUACAAGGGAGCCGGAGACUGAUGCAGCAGAGGAGGCCGAGGCCUCGGAGGCAAUCUUCUUUGCGAUCUACUGUCUGGAUGUCCUGGUGAGAGUGGUGGUUCUGGGGCGGGAGUGGUACUACGACCCAUUGGAGGGCGUCAUGAUCAUGAAUAUUUUCGACUUGGUCCUCGUGAUCGUCAACGGAUUCGAGGUCAUCCUCCUUCCCACGAUAAUAUCCGGAGGUGACAGCGAGAGCGCCAGUAGCAUCCGGGUGCUCAAGCUUGUUCGGAUCGUGCGCACGCUUCGGAUCGUCAAGACAGUGAACAUGUUUCGGCAGCUUCGGCUAUUAGUUGGUACCUGCGUGGCGAGCAUCGGGGCUCUGUUCUGGUCGAUGGUGCUCCUGUGCUUGUUCAAGUUGGGCUUCGCGCUGGUAAUUUGCCAAGCUUUGCAAGGCUACAUCAUGGAUGAAGCUCAACCCCUGGCAACGCGUCACGAGAUGAACAACCUUUACGGCAACUUCCUGAAAGCACUCUACACCAUGUUCGAGAUCACCCACAGCGGAUCUUGGCCUGCGAAAGUACGUCCAGUUAUUGAGAAAGUGAGCCCCUGGUACGCCCCACUCUUCCUGGGCUACAUUGCACUGGUGGUGUUCGCUGUGAUCAGAGUAGUGACAGCGCUCUUCUUGCAAGAGACCUUAGCAAAUGCCGCGAAUGACGCGGACAUGAUACUGGAGAACAGCCGGCGCUUAGCCAAAGACUAUCAAGACAAGUUGGAGGAGCUGUUCCGUGCGGCGGACAAUGAUGGGGAUGGAAGCCUGACGCCAGAGGAGUUUGUAGAUGCCCUGAGCAUCCCGGGGGUCCAGCGCUAUUUGACUAUGCUGGAUGUGCGAGUGGCAGAUUGCCGUCCGCUAUUCGACAUCCUCGACGACGGAGAUGGUCACAUCACCAUUGCAGAAUUCUGCAAAGGACUGAUGCAGCUCAAAGGCCAAGCCCGUGCUUUGGAUAUUGUCAUGCUCGCACGGGAGAAUGCCAAAGUGCUUCGAGAAUGUCAAGAUAUUCGCAAGGCGGUCGAGCCUUUGGAGAAGUCUUUGUAA